Messenger RNA from Phytophthora sojae, 1716 nucleotides. RefSeq lists its product as hypothetical. The transcript has a single exon. Gene Ontology annotation, biological process: glucose metabolic process. Gene Ontology annotation, cellular component: endoplasmic reticulum. The record is from RefSeq and is a predicted model, not a curated record. NCBI's taxonomy places the organism in Eukaryota, Oomycota, Peronosporomycetes, Peronosporales, Peronosporaceae. Gene Ontology annotation, molecular function: ADP-specific glucokinase activity. Bases 1 to 1716 code for a protein of 571 amino acids.
AUGUACAGCGCCUCGCAGCUCCUGGCGCUGGGCGUGUCCCUGGCCGUCUGCGCGGCCGCCGUGCUGUACGGCGACCUGUUCGCCGAGCUCUUCCCCGCGCGCGAGGCCUCGCUGAGCGUGGCGGAGCAGCAGCAGAUGCUGGCGUCGCUCGUCUUCCACGCGUCCAAGAACGGCGACGCCGCCGCCAACGGAGCCGACGCCAACGCCGCGGACGCGCGCGCGCCGCCGCGCCUCGCCUUCUGCUGCAGCGCCGACCUGGACGUGGCCGUUCCCGCCGUGGAGCUCAUGGAGAGCGUGCGGGAGGUGGAGCGCCAGCACCACCAGAAGAAGAAGAAGAAGAGCAAGGCCGGCUUCAACAAGGCCGGCAAGUUCUCGGACAGCCUGGCUAAGCGCCACCACGAGCGCAUCGGCUCGCUCAAGGAGCUGCAGGAGAGCUUUGCCUACUACUUCUCCUCGGGGGCUGCCGCGGAGCAGAGCAUGCUGUCCCCCGAGCAGUUCCGAGAGGUGGUGGCUCUGGCUGACGCGCUGCCGGGCGUCAAGAGGAAGGUGGGCGGCAACGCCGCUACGAUGGCCGAGCGCGCGUCGGCGGAGGGAUGCGUUGUGCUGCUGGGAGCGGCUAUGGGCAAGGAGAUGAAGCCGUACUUCAGGGACCCGCGCAUCCAACUGGUGGGCCACUUGGAGGAGCACCAGCACGAAGACGUGCACCUGGUGCUCGAGUACUCGAGCGGAGACGAGUUCAGGGGACACGUCUCGCCCCGCGCGAACAGAUACUACCUGAACCACGACGUGCACAACGCGCGGCUGUCGGUGCUGGAGGAGUUCGAGCAGUCUCUCGACGCGUUCAAGCCCGACCUGGUCGUGUUCGGAGGACUGCAGCUGAUGGAGGUGGAGACGGACGAGCGCGGACGCCUGAUGCGUCUCAAGGCUCUCUCGGAGGUACUUCAGAACCUCUUCGUAGCCAAGACGCCCACCCACUAUGAGUUUGCGGCUGUGUCGGACUUCAGUCUCUUCGAUGACACGGUUCGACUCGUGCUGCCCUGGGUGGACUCCAUCGGACUGAACGAGCAGGAGCUCUUUAUCCUGCACCACUACCUCGUCACAGGUGAAGAGGGCACGGCUACGACGUCGCGUCCUACGGUGGCGGAGAUUAGCGCUCAGCUGCACGACGUCAUCCAGUUCGCGUCCAAAGCUAAGAAGAGCUUUCAGACUUCUGGCCAGGACAACAGCGAGGACAGUGACAACCAGGACAGCUACGCCCUUGCGCAGCUUUCCCGCAUCCACUUCCACACGCUGCAGUUCCACAUUGUGUGCCAGAGGGAAGGAAGCAUGUGGGAGGAUCCGACGACGGCGUUGGUGCAGAGCGCUCUCAUGAGCUCCAAGGUUGCAUGCGGCAAGAGGCCGGCCCCCGGCAGUGAGACUGCUGCUGACGACGAUAAGCCUAAGCCCAUGCGCACCAGCGCUGAAAUGGAAGUGGACCCGGAGCGCAUUGAAGUGCUGCUGGCUCGUCAGCAGCUUCUGAGCAAGAGUCAGGGCCUCAAGGUGGAUCUGGAUCCGUUCUCGCCCGUCGUCACGUGGCAGGAGGCCAACUUCCAGUGCCAUCUCGUACCGAUGAUGGCCUGCAAGAAACCCGACCACACUGCUGGACUCGGAGACAACAUUUCUGGCACGGGUGUGGCUUACCACCGCAUUCAGAAGAAGGGCGAUGCCACCAACUAG